Messenger RNA from Tachysurus vachellii, 2932 nucleotides. It is a transcript of the gene tmem41b, whose product is annotated as transmembrane protein 41B. The coding region runs from base 109 to 954 and encodes 281 amino acids. NCBI's taxonomy places the organism in Eukaryota, Metazoa, Chordata, Actinopteri, Siluriformes, Bagridae. Gene Ontology annotation, cellular component: endoplasmic reticulum membrane. The transcript is spliced from 7 exons. The record is from RefSeq and is a predicted model, not a curated record.
AAAAGGUCAGGAGCGUCAUUUCGCCUCACCGCUCAUUAGGAAAUAUCCUGUGUGUGGGACUUGAAGUAACCGGCUGAUUAUACGGUCAUUUUCAAAAAAAAUACCAACAUGGCGAAGAAGAGAAGCGGCGUCCGCGAACCAGAGGGCGCUACUGUGAUAGCAGAGGAAUCGACGACAAAAGAAAAGCAGCCUCUUAAAGCAUCGCAGUAUACCGGAGAAGGAUCUGCACGCAUGUCCCUCCUCAUCCUGAUCUCCAUCUUUGCCUGCGCUGCUUCAGUCAUGUACCUGGUUUACAGGAAUUUCCCUGAGCUAAGCGAAGACGAGAGGGAUAAAAUAAAAAUCCCCAAAGACAUGGACGACGCUAAGGCACUGGGUACCGUGCUCUCCAAAUAUAAGGACACCUAUUAUACCCAAGUGCUUGUAGCAUAUUUUGCUACUUAUAUCUUUCUCCAGACAUUUGCCAUUCCAGGUUCAAUUUUCCUCAGUAUCCUCUCUGGUUAUCUGUAUCCCUUCCCCUUGGCCCUGUUCCUGGUUUGCCUGUGCUCGGGGCUGGGAGCGUCUUUCUGCUACAUGUUGUCGUACUUAGUGGGCAGACCGGUGGUGUACAAGUACCUCACAGAGAAAGCGCAGAAAUGGUCACAACAGGUUGAUAAACACAGAGAGCACCUUAUCAAUUACAUUAUCUUUCUGAGAAUUACACCUUUCCUCCCUAACUGGUUUAUCAACAUCACUUCCCCGGUCAUCAACGUGCCUCUGGGAGUCUUCUUCUUUGGUACAUUCCUUGGAGUUGCUCCUCCAUCUUUCGUAGCGAUAAACGCAGGAACGACGUUGUACAAGCUGACCACAGCGGGCGAGGCCGUGUCCUGGAACUCUUUGGCUGUGUUGGCGGUUCUGGCUGUAGUCUCUAUUCUCCCAGUGUGCUUCCAGAAAAAGCUGCAGGAAAAGAUGGAGUAAAGCACCACCUCGUUUCCUUUGCUCAUCCUUCCAUCCUGCUUGUCCUGGGCCUCUCACACAGCUGUCUUUUUUUUUUUUUUUUUUUUUUUUUCUUUGUCAGUUGUGGAAAACGGGCCCAGAACUGUUGAACUCGGACUGGCUCGUAACCACAACCUCGUUCUUUUUUCCUGUGUCACAGAACGAACAUUUAUAUCCAUGAUCUUAUUAUUGUUUUGUACGUUCUUAACAACCAUGUGUAAUUAAUGUUCCCAUAUUACGCUUUUUUUUUUUUUUUUUUUUAAUUUUCUAACUUUAAAGCAAUACCUUUUGAGGAGUUUUUAACCCAUGUUGCAUUGGUGCUACGCCAGUUGAAAUUGAAAUACGACACCUCUCGCGUAUGUCGUGCCAUCGACAACGUUCGGCUAUAACAGUAAAUUUAAAUAAAUAAAUAAAAAAGGUUUGUGUUGGUGGAUGCACGAAUCCUGCAGCCAACCACAUGUAGGAGAUUUUUCUGGUAAUUCUUUUCUCCACAUAUUUAUGUAUCUGAAGACACUUUUUUUUUUUUUAUACACUGAUCAGUCAUAACAUUUAACCCUUGUUACCUUGGCAUCUGUGAAAGGGACAAACUGUGCUGGCUAGACCUCUGGGUCAAAACAACAGGCCUUGUGAGGAGUUUCUGAUGUGCAGUAGCAUUAAAAGUAAUCCAAACACUGGUCCAGUCCAGAGAUGAUCCACAAAGACCACAUGAGCAUCAGAACUGGACCUUGCAGCAAUGGAAAAAGGUGGCCAGGUCCAGGUCCUCCCUCUAUAGAUGGCACCAGGAUGCAUCAUGAUGUACAAACAAAGCCAGCAAAACUAGUGCGAUGCUCUGGGAAAUGUUCUGCUUGGAAACCUUGGGUCCAAUCCAGCAUCUGUGAUCCUGGAUGUUCUCUACAAACACUUUCAAUCCAUUAAAGCCACAUCUUGCAACUUACAUGGGUGUAAAGUAUCCGCUGCUAACAUCUUGGUGUCGUACCACAGGACGCCUUCAGAGGUCUUGUGGAGUCCGUUCUUUUAAUGGGUCGGUGCUGUUUUGACAGCCCAAAGGGAUCUACACAAUAUUAGGCAGGUGGUUUUAAUGUUAUGGCUUAUUGGUAUAGAAUGCCUCAUAUGUAUUGUGUGGUGUUUUUUUUUUUUUUAUUAUCUAUUUUUGUUUUAAAAUUAGAUUGCAGUGAUUCUUUUGAUUUCUUUCUCCACCUUGGACAAAUACGAUAAUACAAAUAUCGGAGUAAGAAUGAUGAGUUUUAACUGAUUCACUUAUGAAGACUGAAGUUAGAAGGAACCACUUAAAUCUUAAUUAUAUUACAAAGAAAUAACAAGAAAUGCAUCUCUACACAACAAGCAGUGGUGUUUGCACCGAAAGCAAGUGUGUUAGGAGAACUUUUCUACCACACACAGGUAGAAUCUGGAUACCUCAUUGUGUAUGAUCUCACUGUUUACUACAUCUUCAUCCAAAGCAUCGGUUAGUCCCACAGAGAUCUAUCCUGCUUCUGGAAGUACUUCUGCUCUAAUUUUUUUUUUUUUUUGCCUUAGCUUUUCAGCUAAUAAAUAAAUGAAUCAAAUGUAAAGAGUGUGUCUAGACUACUGUAGGAGCAGGAUUGGGAACCUUCGGUUUAAGAUCGCUUUCUCCAGCUCGGAGACAUAACCUACAGCUCUGCGUUUAUCCCAUGAACCUCUUGAAUCAUUUUAAAAGCACAUUCAUUUGCCUAAGGUGCAUCUCUACAAUGCCUUUUCUUUGUCUUAUAUUUUGUUCAUGACUGUUCUCUCUCGACUGAUGAGAUUUGGUUUGCCUCCAUACAUACACACACAGACACACACACACAAAUACAGUAUUACAUUGACCUCUCUGGAUGUUAUAUGUAAAUACUAAUAAAUGAUAACUUUUUCUUUCAAAUGUCAUUAUGAAAUAUUAUAUAAUGAAGAUAUUUAUUAAGAAACUAUUAAAACAUGGUUCACUUCA